Corticium candelabrum is the source of this 1154-nucleotide messenger RNA. Its product is annotated as eukaryotic translation initiation factor 3 subunit H-like. Lineage: Eukaryota; Metazoa; Porifera; Homoscleromorpha; Homosclerophorida; Plakinidae. Gene Ontology annotation, cellular component: cytosol; eukaryotic 43S preinitiation complex; eukaryotic translation initiation factor 3 complex. The record is from RefSeq and is a predicted model, not a curated record. The coding region runs from base 32 to 1048 and encodes 338 amino acids. The transcript has 7 exons. Gene Ontology annotation, molecular function: translation initiation factor activity; metallopeptidase activity; protein binding.
GAGGUAGAAAAUGACGUCAUAAUUCAAUCUGAUGGCAGCGAGUGCGGCGUCGUCUUCAGCGACUGCUGUGAGGGCACAGCCACUGGCAAUAGAGAAAGUUCACAUUGAUGGCCUAGUUGUGCUGAAGAUUAUACAGCAUUGUGAGCAGGAGGGCGGUGGUGCAGAGGCGGUGCAAGGCAAUUUGUUGGGUCUUGUGGAUGAAGGGAACAAACGCGUGGAGAUCACGAAUUGUUUUCCCACGCCGCAACGUGGAGAUGAGGAGGAAGAAGAUUCGGGACAACUUCAGGAGUAUCAGAUUGAGAUGAUGCGGCUGAUGCGUGAAGUGAAUAUCGACUACAUGCUGGUUGGAUGGUAUCAGUCUACGUUCGUUAGGUCUAGUCUCAAUAGAACUCUCGUCGAGUCUCAAUUCACGUACCAGAAAGCUAUUGAAGCAUCCAUUGUCUUACUCUAUGAUCCUGUACGAACUAGUCAAGGCUGUCUUUCCCUGAAAGCGUAUCGUCUAUCAGAAGCCGCCAUCGAAAUGUGCAAAGAAAACUGGGAUUAUUCAGUUGACUUACUCAACAAGCUUGACGUCGCUCACGGCGAGAUCCUACAAGAGGUACCAAUAGUAAUCCACAACUCUCAUCUGAUCAACAUUCUAUCGUGUCAACUGGGUGCACAAAAUCCCGAACCAGAGCUAGUGGACUUCCUCAGUUUAGGUACAAGUGUUGAGCUCGAGAAGAACGUUCGCCUAUUGAUGUCGGCCAUCGAUGAUGUGGGAGGAGAUGCCAGCAAGUUUUCCAACUACCAACGACUAGUCGCAAAGCACCAGCAGUUCGUGCAGCAAUCAAUACAGAAAAGACAACAAGAAAACGCGCUGCGUUCUGCUCGAAACGAAGAUCCACUUCCCGAGGAAGAUUUUAGCAAAGUGAAAGUCCCUCAGUGUCCGACUCGUCUAGAGAGCCUGCUGUUAGGCAAACAGAUCGGAGAGUAUUGUGAGGACAUUACACACUUUGCUGGCCAAAGUAUGGCAAAACUGUUCCUCGCGAGAUCUCUGCAAGACCAGUAGAUGCCGUUUUAGCUCAAACUAAGUCAUAUGAAGACAACUAAGCUGUCCCCAGUUAUUACCCCACCCUGGUCUUCUGGGUGAUGACGUCACAGAUUAGUAACCCCCU